AUGGCUCGUGUUAAUCAGGUUCCCGGACUCGACAGCAGCGCCUACGAGCGCAUGCCUAAAAUAGGCGAGACUUCGCGGAAGAAUCAUCCCAAACGAUGCAACUGUGGAUGGUGUGGUGGUGCCGCAGAACACGGCCAUCCCGAUAGGGAAUGUCCAUGGAUCUAUGCCACUGCCAAUUUUUGGAAGAAGACGAUCCAGAUGUACAUAUCGGUUGCCGACAGAAAGGACACUCCCUAUCUCCCGGUAGGGGUGCAAAUCAGACCGACUCGAGAAGAGCAAACAGUCUUGGCGCAGACCGACCACAGAUUCACCUCUUUUCCUCAUGCCCAAAAGGACACCGAUGAGAUUGUGGUACCUGCUGGUGUCACCCUGAGGUACAUACCGGAUCGCUGGAAGGUCACUUCUGAAAAGCCUAAGCCGGAACCUCGGCCGAACCCCCCCAAGAGUAGCAAGCGUCGACACGACGACGAAGACGACGAGCCGAAUGCGCGAGAACAUAAACGUCUAAAAGAUCAGGUGUCGGAUCUGAAGAGCGAAGUCGCCUACCUCCGGGCCGAACGCGGCAGAUACCAGAACGAGGCCCGAGAGCUAAGAGCCGGUCGUAGCACUCAUCUGCGCUAUCCUGAUCCCUAUGAUAAUCAAUAUGAUCAUUUCGGUAGUAAGGCACCUAUGCCUCGCCGUCGUUAUGAGAUGGAUUCUGACCAGUCCUUCGACCGUGGGUACCGUCGUGGUGCUAACGUACCUGAGCCUCCAUACGGCUACGAUCGCGGUGGUGCGCCCACCGGUUCCUACGCUUACGACACGAGCCCCGAUCGGCCAUCCAACGUCGGGUUACAGUGUGACAGAUCCCUGGCAGGCCGCUAUGGCGGACGUUCUGCAACCCACGAGGGCAGACGUCUUGCAACGUACAAUAGUGGAUAUGUCGCAAACCAUGAUGGUGGAUACCCUGUGGGCCAUUAUAGUGACAACACUCACAAAUCCAUGCAAGGGUACAAUUCAGGUCCUGGAAAGUUCGAUACAACACCGCGUAUCAGCUUCGGCAGCGAUCCCCAAUCGGGAGGAUUCCAAGGAAGGGCAUAUGAACCGGCUAGGUCCUCUGAGAACUUGAGGUGGAACAUGGGGUUGGCCGAUGAGGACCAAGCUCCCAAGGACGUGUUUAUCAAACAGGAUGAGGAUGCAGAGGAGACACCACCAGUAGUGGUUGCGAACAAUCAGUUGGAGGAUGCGAGGAAACAACUGGACAAGGCAACAAAGUUGUUGCAGGAGCUCGAGAAAGCUCGGAUGAAGGAAACUUCCGACGAGUUUAGGAGAGGACCUGGGAGGGGUGGUGGAUAA
Molecule: messenger RNA, 1335 nt
Organism: Pyrenophora tritici-repentis Pt-1C-BFP
Lineage: Eukaryota; Fungi; Ascomycota; Dothideomycetes; Pleosporales; Pleosporaceae
Source: RefSeq, a predicted model, not a curated record